AUGGCGCGUGUCUACGCCGAUGUCAACCAGAGCAUGCCCCGCAGUUACUGGGACUACGACAGUGUUAACAUCAGCUGGGGUGUUCUGGAAAACUACGAGGUCGUCAGAAAGAUUGGCCGUGGAAAGUACUCUGAAGUCUUUGAAGGCAUCAAUGUUGUCAAUUACCAGAAGUGCGUCGUCAAGGUGUUGAAGCCUGUCAAGAAGAAGAAGAUCAAGCGAGAGAUCAAGAUUCUUCAAAACCUGGCUGGCGGUCCCAAUGUUGUCGCUCUGCUCGAUGUUGUUCGCGACUCGCAGAGCAAGACACCGUCUCUGAUCUUCGAGCAUGUCAACAACACCGAUUUCCGAAGCUUGUACCCCAAGUUCAACGAUAUUGAUGUCCGAUUCUACAUCUUCGAGCUCCUCAAGGCCCUCGAUUUCUGCCAUAGCAAGGGAAUCAUGCACCGUGAUGUUAAGCCACAUAACGUUAUGAUUGAUCAUGAGAACCGAAAGCUUCGUCUGAUUGAUUGGGGUCUGGCCGAGUUUUAUCACCCUGGUACCGAGUACAACGUUCGCGUUGCCUCUCGUUAUUUCAAGGGCCCUGAAUUGUUGGUCGAUUUCCAGGAGUACGAUUACAGUCUCGAUAUGUGGAGUCUUGGAGCCAUGUUUGCCUCCAUGAUCUUCCGCAAAGAGCCUUUCUUCCACGGCAACAGCAACUCCGAUCAACUUGUUAAGAUUGCCAAGGUCCUCGGCACCGAUGACCUUUUCGACUACAUCGAUAAGUACGAGAUUGAGUUGGAUGCACAGUACGACGACAUUCUAGGCAGAUUCCAAAAGAAGCCCUGGCACAGCUUUGUUACGUCAGAGAACCAACGAUUCGUCUCCAAUGAGGCGAUCGAUUUCCUCGACAAGCUAUUGCGAUAUGACCAUCAGGAACGUCUGACUGCCAAGGAGGCCCAGGCUCAUCCUUACUUUAACCCAGUUCGGGAUCCCGAGGUCUUCAAGCAGCACCUUGCAGCUGCGAGCGGCGCUGCCAACAAGUCUUGA
This is a messenger RNA of Fusarium pseudograminearum CS3096, 1023 nucleotides long. RefSeq lists its product as uncharacterized. The record is from RefSeq and is a predicted model, not a curated record. Gene Ontology annotation, biological process: DNA damage response; regulation of transcription by RNA polymerase I; protein phosphorylation. Gene Ontology annotation, cellular component: protein kinase CK2 complex; cytosol; nucleus. NCBI's taxonomy places the organism in Eukaryota, Fungi, Ascomycota, Sordariomycetes, Hypocreales, Nectriaceae. The transcript is spliced from 6 exons. The coding region runs from base 1 to 1023 and encodes 340 amino acids. Gene Ontology annotation, molecular function: protein serine/threonine kinase activity; ATP binding.